Messenger RNA from Gastrolobium bilobum, 2142 nucleotides. Its product is annotated as pentatricopeptide repeat-containing protein At2g33760. Lineage: Eukaryota; Viridiplantae; Streptophyta; Magnoliopsida; Fabales; Fabaceae. Bases 1 to 1794 code for a protein of 597 amino acids. Gene Ontology annotation, molecular function: zinc ion binding; RNA binding; protein binding. The record is from RefSeq and is a predicted model, not a curated record. The transcript has 2 exons. Gene Ontology annotation, biological process: RNA modification.
AUGGAAGCCAAACAAUGGGAAGAAAAAGACGAGGGUGAAGUUACAGAAACCCCUUCAAAAUCAAAAUCAAAAUCUGCAGAAUACGAAGCUGUGGUACGUGCAGGCCCGCAUCUCAGACCCCUUCAACAAGUUCAUGCUCAUCUCGUGGUCUCAGGUUGUCACCGGAGCCGAGCUCUCCUCACUAAACUCCUCACUUUGUCUUGUGCCGCAGGUUCCAUUGCCUACACUCGUCGACUCUUUCGCUCCGUGUUCGACCCAGAUUCUUUCCUCUUCAAUUCCCUCAUCAAAGCUUCCUCCAAGUUCGGUUUCUCUCUUGAUGCCAUCCAUUUCUACUCUCGCAUGUUGCUCUCGCGUAUUGCACCUUCCAGUUACACCUUCACCUCUGUGAUCAAGGCUUGUGCUGAUCUUUCGGCCCUCCGAGUUGGCAGGGUUAUUCAUUCCCAUGUUUUGGUUACUGGGUAUGGCUCGGAUUCAUUUGUCCAAGCUGCAAUCAUUGCGCUUUACGCGAAAUCAAGUGCACUAGGUAUUGCCCGGAAGGUGUUCGAUAAAAUGCCUCAAAGAAGUGUUGUUGCUUGGAAUUCGAUGAUUUCUGGUUAUGAACAGAACGGGCUUGCCAAUGAAGCAGUGGUGCUGUUUCACAAGAUGCGUGAGUUGGGGGUCGAUCCAGAUUCCGCAACUUUUGUUUGUGUGUUAUCUGCUUGCUCUCAACUGGGAUCACUUGAUUUGGGGUGUUGGGUGCAUGACUUUAUCAUUAGCAAUGGAAUUCGUGUGAAUGUGGUUCUUUCUACCUCUUUGAUAAGCAUGUUUUCACGGUGUGGUAAUGUAAGCAGAGCACGUGUGGUUUUUGAUUCAAUGAACGAGGGGAAUGUUAUUGCAUGGACAGCUAUGAUAUCUGGGUAUGGUAUGAAUGGUUAUGGUGUUCAAGCAAUGGAGCUUUUCAAUCGAAUGAAAACAUGUGGGCUAGCUCCUAAUACUGUCACUUUUGUUGCUGUCUUAUCUGCAUGUGCUCAUGCAGGGCUAAUACAUGAAGGGCGCCAAGCUUUUGCAAGCAUGAGAAAGGAGUAUGGUCUGAUUCCAGGAGUGGAGCACCAUGUUUGUAUGGUUGAUAUGCUUGGGCGUGCAGGGUUGCUCAGUGAAGCAUACCAGUUCAUCAAAGAACUUAGUCCUGAGGAGCUUGUUCCAGCAGUAUGGACUGCAAUGCUAGGGGCUUGCAAGAUGCAUAAGAAUUUUGAUCUUGGGGUGGAAGUUGCUGAGAAUCUCAUCUCUGCAGAGCCAGAGAAUCCAGCUCAUUAUGUAUUGCUUUCUAACAUGUAUGCAUUGGCAGGAAGGAUGGAUAGAGUGGAAUCGGUUAGAAACAUAAUGAUCCAAAGAGGCCUAAAAAAGCAAGUAGGUUAUAGCACCAUAGAUGUCAACAAUAAAACUUACCUUUUUAGCAUGGGUGACAAGUCCCUCCCUGAGACUAAUGAAAUUUAUCAUUAUUUGGAUGAAUUGAUGUCGAGGUGCAAGGAAGCAGGUUAUGCACCUGUUCCUGAAUCGGCAAUGCAUGAGUUGGAAGAAGAAGAGAGGGAAUAUGCCCUCAGAUACCAUAGUGAGAAGCUUGCAGUAGCAUUUGGGCUAAUGAAAACUAGCCAUGGAAUGACUCUCAGGAUUGUCAAGAACCUUAGGAUGUGUGAAGACUGUCAUUCAUCAAUUAAGUUCAUCUCGGUUGUAACAAAUAGAGAGAUAAUCAUUCGGGAUAAGCUUCGUUUUCAUCAUUUCAGAGAAGGCUCAUGUUCUUGUUUAGAUUAUUGGUGAUAGGAUUUAUACCGGCGUGAAUCUGAUUAAUUGGAGAUUAUUUUGAGAACAAUUUAUGAAGAGAAUGGUAGUGUUUCAAUUUGCAUAAUUAAAGUAUGCGCGAGGAAUAAUAUAAUAUGGCAUUCAAAACGAAGAUGACAGGAAUUUUGGUCGUGAUUAACAUAUGAAUUCAUCAGCAUUUUUGAGAGAACCUAUGUUUGCACCAAAAUCACAAAUUGGUGCUGCUUCAACUAGCUGAAGGAGUUUUGUUAAGACUAUCUUUUAAGUUUCUUACGUGCAGUGAAAGGCUACUGAAGACUAUAUAGUGUAUAUAGUAAUAAGGGACAGCGGCUUAUCAUGUGAUAUGGC